Molecule: messenger RNA, 2835 nt
Organism: Sorghum bicolor (sorghum)
Lineage: Eukaryota; Viridiplantae; Streptophyta; Magnoliopsida; Poales; Poaceae
Product: G-type lectin S-receptor-like serine/threonine-protein kinase B120
Exons: 7
Coding region: 162-2681 (839 amino acids)
Biological process (GO): protein phosphorylation; recognition of pollen
Molecular function (GO): protein serine/threonine kinase activity; ATP binding
Source: RefSeq, a predicted model, not a curated record
UUCAGCCCGGACAAGAUCUUGUUCCUGGUGUUCGUUUGCUUCUGUCAUCCCAAAAGAACAUUAGAGCAUUGUAUUCAUUCAAAGAAGAAGAAGAAGAAGAAGAAGAAGAAGAAGAAGAAGAAGAAGAAGAAGAAACAUAGUACAUCGAUCGCAAAAAGAAUAUGGCAUCCCAACUUGCUGUAUUGAUCAUCUUCCUGUUCUUCUUAGUUUGUUCUUGCGAAUCCCUCGACGAUCGCCUAACCUCACUAAGACCACUCUACCCCGGCGAUAAGCUCAUCUCCGACGACGGUGGCAUGUUUGCUCUCGGCUUCUUCAACCUCACCACCAACUCAACCCCAAGCCUGUACCUCGGCAUAUGGUACAACAACAUUCCCGAGCGCACCUACGUCUGGGUCGCCAACCGCGACAGCCCAAUCACCACGCCUUCAGCGAAGCUAGCUCUCACCAACGACACUUCCGACCUGGUGCUGUCCGACUCCGAAGGCCGCACGGUUUGGGCGACGGACAACAAUGUCGCCGGCAGCAGCUCCGGCGUGCUCCGGAGCACGGGGAGCUUCGAGCUCGAGCUGCAGCUGCCCAAUGGCACAGGCGGCGUAGUAUGGAAGAGCCUCGAUCACCCCACGGACACCAUCCUCCCGACCUUCAGGCUGUGGACCAACUACAAGUCCCACACCGCCAUGCGCGUCGUCGCCUGGAAGGGCCCUCGGGACCCUUCCGCCGGCGACUUCUCCCUCAGCGGCGACCCCACCGGCUGGGGCCUCCAGAUCAUCAUCUGGCGGGGCCAGAGUCGUCGUCGUUCAUGGCGCAGCGGCGUGUGGAACGGCGCGGGGGCCUCCGCCAUCACCAGGUUCAUAUACUCCCAGAUCGUCGACGACGGGGAGGUGAUCUACGCGGCGUACAACGCUGCCGGCGGCCCGACGACGCACUGGAAGCUGGACUACACGGGGAACGUGAGGCUCCGCGUCUGGAACGUCGAGUCAUCGUCGUGGACCGUCCUUUUCGACGGACCCGGCAAUGGCGGCUGCCUCCACUACGGCGCGUGCGGGCCGUUCGGAUACUGCGACGCCACGGGGCGCGAGGGCGGCGUCCAGGAGUGCAGGUGCCUCGACGGGUUCGAGCCGGAAGACGGCUUCUUCCGUGACUUCUCCAGAGGAUGCCGGAGGAAGCAAGCGCUGGCGGCGUGCGGCGGCGCCGGCGCCGGCGGUGAUGGGAGGAGCCAUUAUUUCCUGACCUUGCCUGGGAUGAAGGUGCCUGACAAGUUCCUGUACGUCAGGAACAGAAGCUUUGAGGAGUGUGCUGCCGAGUGCGACCGCAACUGCUCGUGCACCGCGUACGCGUAUGCCAACUUGAGCAGCAUCGUCACCAUGAGUGCUAGCAGUGACAUGUCAAGGUGCUUGCUUUGGACGGGGGAGCUUCUCGACACCGGAAAGGACGGUGAUUUGGGUGAAAACUUGUACCUUCGGCUCGCCGCCGGCUCUCCCGGAAACAACAAGAAGAAGAUCGGCAUGGUCAUGGAGAUUGUGCUCCCAACGAUGGCAUGUCUGCUAAUGCUCACAUCAUGUAUAUGUCUUGCCACUAUAUGCAAGUCAAGAGGCACGCGACGGAACAAGGAAGCACAUGAGAGGAGCGUUCACGAUUUCUGGGAUCAAAAUCUGGAACUUUCAUGUAUUAGCUUUGAGGACCUCACAGCUGCAACGAAUAGUUUCCAUGAAGCCAACAUGCUUGGAAAAGGUGGCUUUGGGAAAGUAUAUAAGGGGAUACUGAAAGAUGGCAAGGAAGUUGCUGUUAAAAGGCUCAGCAACGGUUCUGAGCAAGGGAAAGAGCAGCUUAGAAAUGAAGUAGUUCUGAUCGCAAGUUUGCAGCACAAGAACCUAGUCAGACUUCUUGGUUGUUGUCUCCAUGAAGAUGAGAAGUUGCUCAUAUACGAAUACUUGCCCAACAAAAGCUUAGACAAAUUCCUCUUUGAUCCUGCAAUGAAGUCUAUGCUUGAUUGGCCAAAAAGGUUCAACAUAAUCAAAGGAAUAGCUAGAGGAAUUCUUUACCUCCACCAAGAUUCAAGAAUGAUGAUCAUUCACAGAGAUCUCAAAGCGAGCAACAUAUUGCUGGAUGCAGAGAUGGAACCGAAAAUCUCAGACUUCGGUAUUGCAAGGAUCUUUGGAAGCAGCGAGCAGCAAGCAAGUACUAGACGAGUUUUUGGGACAUACGGUUACAUGUCGCCUGAAUAUACAACGCAAGGCAUUUUUUCAGUCAAGUCCGACACCUAUAGUUUUGGCAUUUUACUACUGGAGAUAGUCAGUGGACUAAAGGUCAGUGCCGCUCCUCAUCUACUAAUGGAUCAUCCAAGCCUUAUUGCUUAUAAAUGUGUCCUCGUGUUUCAGGCAUGGAACUUAUGGAAAGAUGGAAUGGCAAGGAAUUUCGUAGACACAAUGGUUCUGGAGAGCUGCUCGCUCGACGAAGCCUUGCAAUGCAUACAUAUUGGACUACUGUGUGUUCAAGACAGCCCAAAUGACAGGCCACUGAUGUCAUUAGUUGUGUCCAUGCUGAAUAAUGAGGCCAUGUCACGCCCGAUGCCCAGGCAGCCAUUGUUUUUCGCGCAGAGGUAUUAUGAAGCCCUAUCAACAAGAGGAGACUCGGAACACUCUGCUAAUAACGUGAGCCUAUCGAUGCUACAAGGCCGAUAAAGGCCUGUUGAGAUCCCAUGAACACUCUGCGAAUAACCUAGAAAGUGCUUUCUAUUUCAUUAUUAGAUUACUUUCCAAUUUCUCUCAAUUCCUAUUUCCUAGGAACAAACAUGGAACAUGCUACUCCCAUAAGCUAUCAGCGCUGUCUUAUUUU